AUGUUUGUGACACUCCAAAAUAUUCCGUUGAUUUUUGUCGGCCUUGUUGUAGCUUAUUACUUGGUUCCGUACGUGCAAAAGUCGCAUCUGCGUGCUAUUCCAUCUGCCGGGUUUUCGGCGUUCACCAACUUUUGGCUACUGCUGCAGGCCCGUCGUGGUCAAAAGUACCUAGUGAUCGACGAGGCCCACAAGAAGCAUGGAACAUUCGUCCGCAUUUCACCGACUCAAGUCUCUAUUGCCGACGAUGAGGCUAUUCAGGGCGUCUAUGGACACGGCAAUGGUUUCUUGAAAGCGGACUUCUACGAUGCCUUUGUCUCUAUCCGCCGUGGCUUGUUCAACACCCGUGACCGUGCUGAGCACUCCCGCAAGCGCAAGACUGUUUCCCACACCUUCAGCGCCAAAUCCAUUGGUCAAUUCGAGCAGUAUAUUCACAGCAACAUUGAGGAGUUUGUGAAGCAAUGGAACCGUUUAUCUGAUCUCCAGAGUAACCCUACGACUGGCUAUGUCAGCCUCGACGCCCUGAACUGGUUCAACUACCUGGCCUUCGAUAUCAUCGGUGACCUGGCUUUUGGUGCCCCCUUCGGUAUGCUUGAAAAGGGCCAGGAUAUUGCCGAGAUGCGCCUGGACCCCAAGGACCCUCCCAAGUAUGUUGCCGCCGUCGAAGUUCUGAACCGACGCGGUGAAGUGUCCGCCGCUCUGGGCUGUAUGCCAUCUCUCAUCCCCUUCGCCAAAUACAUCCCAGACCGCUUCUUCUACGAAGGUAUGGAAGCCGUUGCGAACCUUGCCGGUAUCGCCAUUGCGCGUGUCAGCGAGCGUCUCAAGCCGGAGGUCAUGGCCAACAACACCCGUGUGGAUCUGCUCGCCCGCCUCAUGGAAGGCAAGGACGGAAACGGUAACCAGCUUGGACGCGCUGAACUGACUGCCGAGGCUCUGACCCAACUGAUCGCUGGUUCCGACACCACCUCCAACACUUCCUGCGCUAUCCUCUACUGGUGCAUGAUCACCCCACACGUUCUCCCCAAGCUGCACAAGACCCUGGACGAAGCUCUCCCCAAGGACAUUGAAGUUCCCACGCACGCCAUGGUAAAGGAGAUCCCUUACCUCCAAUGGGUAAUCUGGGAAACGAUGCGCAUCCACAGCACAUCUUCAAUGGGCCUUCCUCGCGAGAUCCCCGCCGGCUCCGCCCCCGUCGUGAUCUGCGGACGCACCUUCAAAGCCGGCGACGUUCUCUCCGUACCCAGCUACACGAUCCACCGCUCGAAGGAGAUCUGGGGUGCAGACGCCGAGGAAUUCGUCCCAGAGCGUUGGAGUCCCGAGCGUCUCACCGCCCGCCAAAAGGCCGCCUUCAUCCCCUUCAGCCACGGACCUCGCGCCUGUGUCGGUCGCAACGUCGCUGAAAUGGAACUGCUCGUCAUCUGCGCUACUGUGUUCCGACUUUUCGAGUUCGAGAUGCACCAGGAUGGACCUAUGGAGACACGUGAGGGAUUCCUGCGCAAGCCGCUUGCUUUGCAGGUUGGUAUGCGUCGCCGUCGGGUUUGA
Molecule: messenger RNA, 1539 nt
Organism: Penicillium digitatum Pd1
Lineage: Eukaryota; Fungi; Ascomycota; Eurotiomycetes; Eurotiales; Aspergillaceae
Product: cytochrome P450
Molecular function (GO): oxidoreductase activity, acting on paired donors, with incorporation or reduction of molecular oxygen; heme binding; iron ion binding
Source: RefSeq, a predicted model, not a curated record